CUUUCCUAACAGCGGCUAAAAUUGACCGUUUCAGGCUGUUCCAACGGGUAACUAUACGCUUUCGACAUGUGUAUCUUCGUUUGUGAGCUACUUUUGACAGUGUUAGGAUACUGAUAAAAUUGCUUACCAAUUUAUACGUCUUUUCCACGGUUUCUGGAAGUUUCUUCUGUUAGGGUAGCGGCACCGAAUCUGGAUAGCGGCACCGAAAGGGGAUGAAGAGGAUUAAAAACCAGGGAAAAGAUGCGAUACACCAGUGUGUAAAUCGAUAUUACAACAAAAACGUGUCCAAAAGCAGUGGUUGAAGCAGAUGACAUUGUAAUUGCAUUAUAAGCAAUCAGUGCAGUGCUCCACAUAUGUUAACAUUAUGAUUAUCUCAUGUUGGAUAUAUGGUAUCAAUGUACAAAGUGUUACAUAUUUCGGGAAAAAAUCUACUUUGCAACAACGUUCGACGGUAACGGUUAGCCGGCAGAUAUGAAAACCGAGGUGUCCUGGAAACGACGGCUCCUACGAAACAGAUUCAGAUACAUGCUGGUGUGUGUCUUUGUGGUUGCCGUAAUAUUCGUGCUUCAUCAGCUGCUUUACUUCAAGGAGCUCAAUCGACAAACCGUGGGCAAGUUAAUUGUCGGCACAUUACGGGAUACCCAUCGCGUAAUCGCUGGCAACCGUGCUUCCAAGUGGGAUCAACCUCAGCACUCGAAACUCAUACGCGACAAGAAUGGUCGGACUGUAUCGUUGCGUGGCACACGAGACAAGGACAUUAGCAAGUAUCUUCCCAAUGUUGAUGGGAAGUUCGUAUGUUUUUCCUCGAAGAAUGAGAUUGACUUUCUGAAAAUUAAUGAUGAUUAUUGUGACUGUCCGGAUGGCAGUGAUGAACCAGGUACAAACGCGUGCAAUAAUGGCUUUUUCAAUUGCGAGAAAAGCUCUAGAAGAUCAAUAGAAAGAAUAUCAUCUUAUAAGGUGAACGAUGGGUUUUGUGAUUGUUGCGAUGGUUCAGAUGAAUGGGCCAAUGCCGCUGUGUUGUAUGAGCUCAAUGAAUCAGGAGGUGUAACUUUUCAUGGAGUUAAAUGCCCGAAUAAAUGCUAGAAAGAAGUAAGCUAUAAUUUAGAUUGGAAAGAAAGGCUGUUAUUUUGUUGUACGGAGUCAUAUGACAAUCGACAACGAGAACAGCAACAACCAAAUAUAAAUGAUAUAGGUAAAUGAUUAGAAUAUCUCUAUUACCUCAGAUUUUCACAAAAGUGCACUAUUUAGUGUCUUUGUAUGUGUAAAACAAGAUUUUGAAAGUGUUAUUUAAUGUUACAAGUAACAUGUUGCUAGAAGUGAAAUUCUUUAGUUAGACAAUUAUUUCAAUAUUAUUGAAUGGAAACAUAUCAGUUUAAUUAUAUAAUUUCUCAAUUUUUUGUGACAUAAUGUAUAUAACGAUAUGUUAUGCAUAUAAAGAAAGUAUCUAUCUUACUUGGAUAGAUAAUACAGUUUUUCCAGAUUAACAUAUAGUUCACUAUUUAUUAAAAAUGUACCUUAAGAAAUAAAAUAAAACGUAAUAAAAAUA
Linepithema humile (Argentine ant) is the source of this 1546-nucleotide messenger RNA. RefSeq lists its product as uncharacterized. Lineage: Eukaryota; Metazoa; Arthropoda; Insecta; Hymenoptera; Formicidae. The record is from RefSeq and is a predicted model, not a curated record. Gene Ontology annotation, biological process: N-glycan processing. Gene Ontology annotation, cellular component: glucosidase II complex.